ACUAAAAAGAUCCUAGUUUCUUCUACCAUGUGAAAAAAAUGGACAAAGAACAUCUGUAAAGUCGGGCUGGAAAGUCUAAAAAAUAGCUGCUUCAAAACUAGAACAACCAAAGAAGCCGCUUUCCAUACCUCAGAAUCUCCGAAUUUCUCCACCACGCACCCCAUUUGCUGUCAAUUCCUCAAAUGGGUUCAGAAUUUUCCCAAAAUCAUAUGGGUUCUUCUUAAUAGCGUCAAGCAUGGAUAUAGCUUAAGUUUAUUGCUGUUUCUUUUCUCGUGGAAAGAAGUAUGGAAUUUAAGAUGAAAAUUGGUUCUUCAUUUUCCUGUAUAUCCACCUCGCUUUGUUCACCUUUUCGAAUUAAAGCGGCUACAAAGUUGAUCUCAAGGCUACAAUUGUUUGAGAGACAGCUAUGCGAUACAGAUCAGUUGAGACACUCUAAAGUUCUUAAAUCAUGCCAGCUCAUAGAUGGAAAGCUAACAGUGAUAGAAAGGUUAUCAAAGAGGCGAUGUAUUCUCUUUGCUACAACUGAUGAUCAGCUAUCAUACAGUGAGCUUGAAACUGAUGAUUUUGAGCAGGAAAUUCAAGCCCCUCUUGCUGAAGAUGCCUCCCCCACAAAAUACCUCCAUAUUGAAGGAUCUGAAGGAAAACCAGGCUUUAUAUCAUUUUACAAUCGUCCUCGCCGGAAAGAACAUGAAAUCUUGGUGUCUACCGCUGGGAAAAAUCAAAAUAGUCUAUUGUGGUUCGUCGGUCCCACUAUCCUCGUAGCCUCUUUCAUUGUUCCUUCACUUUAUUUGCGCAAGAUACUCUCCACUAUAUUUGAGGACUCUCUAUUAACCGACUUUCUAAUAUUAUUCUUCACGGAGGCAAUCUUUUACUGUGGAGUUGCUGUGCUUCUUCUCCUAAUAGACCAUUUCCAUUUGAGGAGACCUAUUGCGCCCCUAUCCACAGACAUAAGCCAUACACCGCAUUUGGGACACAGAAUCUCUUCCGUUGCUGUCUUGGUUCUUAGUCUUAUAAUUCCAAUGGUGACUAUGGGUUUUGUUUGGCCGUGGACUGGCCCUGCAGCUUCUGCUACUCUUGCUCCCUACCUUGUUGGUCUUGUUGUCCAGUUUGCAUUCGAGCAGUAUGCAAGACAUAUUAUGUCUCCUUCAUGGCAUGUCAUUCCCAUUAUAUUUCAGGUUUAUAGAUUACACCAGCUGAAUAGGGCAGCACAACUGGUGACGGCUCUCUCUUUCACAGUGAGAGGAGCCGAGAUGACGUCACAGAACUUGGCAAUAAACGGCUCAUUAAGUACACUACUGAAUGUCCUCCAGUUUCUUGGCGUCAUCUCUAUCUGGUCGCUUGCUAGUUUUAUCAUGCGAUAUUUUCCAUCUGCCACCUCAACUGAACCGUAAGUAGUGGAAAUAAAAACUGAAGAUAGACUCGACAUGGUGAAAUUGAAUAAGUUAGAAAUCUUGAAGGUUGGAUUAGCCAGACGUCUUUGUGUGAAGUUCUUCAUCAUUUACUUGGUUUGCUAUCGUAGGAAUCUGAAAUAGAUGAAUAUGAACGAA
Olea europaea var. sylvestris is the source of this 1547-nucleotide messenger RNA. RefSeq lists its product as uncharacterized. Gene Ontology annotation, cellular component: chloroplast. Lineage: Eukaryota; Viridiplantae; Streptophyta; Magnoliopsida; Lamiales; Oleaceae. The record is from RefSeq and is a predicted model, not a curated record. The coding region runs from base 285 to 1391 and encodes 368 amino acids. The transcript has 6 exons.